AUGGCUGAAGAGAGGGAGGUGCUGGAGGUGCCCCUGAAUGGGAACCCGCGUGCGGAUACUCAGGGGGAAACGGCCCCCGGGGCCAUCCCCAGUGAGAAGAGCUACGAGUUCGUCGCGGACGACGUCACGUCGAACAGGACCAACUCGGUCAAGAGAAUGCUCAUCAAGGAGUACAGGAAGAUAGGCCGUGGGGCCUUCGGGACAGUCGUGCAGGCGUACAUCACGCCGAACAAGGAGAAUUGGUACGGGCCCUUCGCUAUUAAGAAAGUGCCCGCGCAGACAGAGUACAAGUCCAGGGAGUUAGAGAUCCUUCGUGUCACCGACCACCCGAAUAUCGUCAAGUUGGAAUACUUCUUCACGCACGUGUCCCCCUCAGACAACAAAGUAUACCAGCAUCUUGCCAUGGAGUGCCUCCCAGCAACGUUGCAGAUAGAGAUUAGCAGGUACGCGCACAACAAGAUGGAGUUGCCCCUGAAACAUGUGAAAUUGUACAGUUACCAGAUCGCUAGAGGUAUGCUCUAUUUGCACGCAUUCGGGAUAUGUCACAGAGACGUCAAACCGUCAAAUAUCUUGGUCGACCCAAGCUCAGGGGUACUCAAAAUAUGUGACUUCGGCUCAGCGAAAAAAUUGGAACCGGAUCAACCGUCAAUCAGUUACAUUUGCUCCAGAUUCUACAGAGCACCAGAACUGAUCUUGGGGUCCACGCAGUACACGACACAGGUGGACAUCUGGGGGCUUGGGUGUGUCAUCGGAGAGAUGCUUGUCAGCAAAGCUAUCUUCCAAGGACAGGAACCCCUGUUGCAAUUGCGCGAAAUCGCAAAACUGCUGGGACCACCGGACAAAAAAUUUAUCUUCUUCUCAAACCCAAGUUACGAUGGACCUCUGUACUCGAAACCAUUGUUCACGGGCACGCCACAGUCCAGGUUCGAAAAAUAUUUUGGUAAAUCGGGACCAGAUGGGAUCGAUCUGCUCAUGAAAGUGCUCGUUUACGAACCACAGACAAGAUUGUCACCAAGAAGGAUCUUGGCUCACCCGUUCUUCGACGACCUCAGAAGAGAGAAAUAUUUUUUCCCAAGAGAUCAUGCACAGCCGGUAAACCUGCCGGACUUGUUCAACUUCAACGAAUUCGAAUUACAAAUACUAGGAGACUUUGCAGAAAGGGUGAAACCAUCACAAGAGGAGCACUCGCAAUAA
This is a messenger RNA of Huiozyma naganishii CBS 8797, 1194 nucleotides long. RefSeq names its product serine/threonine protein kinase YGK3 (gene YGK3). Gene Ontology annotation, molecular function: protein serine/threonine kinase activity; ATP binding; protein serine/threonine/tyrosine kinase activity. Gene Ontology annotation, cellular component: cytoplasm. The record is from RefSeq and is a predicted model, not a curated record. The transcript has a single exon. Gene Ontology annotation, biological process: protein phosphorylation; signal transduction. NCBI's taxonomy places the organism in Eukaryota, Fungi, Ascomycota, Saccharomycetes, Saccharomycetales, Saccharomycetaceae. Bases 1 to 1194 code for a protein of 397 amino acids.